Messenger RNA from Ictalurus furcatus (blue catfish), 2912 nucleotides. It is a transcript of the gene mpc2a, whose product is annotated as mitochondrial pyruvate carrier 2a. Gene Ontology annotation, biological process: pyruvate import into mitochondria. Gene Ontology annotation, cellular component: mitochondrial inner membrane. The record is from RefSeq and is a predicted model, not a curated record. The coding region runs from base 929 to 1567 and encodes 212 amino acids. NCBI's taxonomy places the organism in Eukaryota, Metazoa, Chordata, Actinopteri, Siluriformes, Ictaluridae. The transcript is spliced from 3 exons. Gene Ontology annotation, molecular function: pyruvate transmembrane transporter activity.
GACGGAACUCCUCUUGUGGUCCUUGGUGACUUCAACAUUCACCUGGACAAGCCACAUGCAGCUGAUUUUCUAGCACUCAUUCCCACGUUUGACCUCAAGCAGUUCACCACCCCAGCAACUCACAAAGCCAUCAAACAGCUCAACUUCAUCCUCACAUAAUUUUUAUUGGAAAAGCACAUUUUACAUAAUACCCCAUCCAACAACCCCACUAUACCCGGCCCCAACAAAAUAAUCACAGCCAAAACCAAAAGAAAGGGGGAAACAAAAAAACAACAACAAACAAACAUACAGAAAAAACAAAAACAAGCAAACAAACCAAAAAACAAACAAACAAUUUAAAAAAAAAAGAUAAAAAGUAAGAUGAUUAGCAUUUACCAUCUACCUUCCCUCAAGCCACCUCCAGGGUGCGUACAUUAUUGAAGUAGGUAAUAAAUUGUUACCAUUUUCCCAAAAAUGAUUCACCCCUGCCUCUGAUGUUCCCCCUCACACUUCUCACAUAUUGUGACAACCUCACUUCCCUCAGAUAGCCACCUCUCCUCACUGGACUUAAACACAGCAGAUGACAUGCUAUGUUCCACUCUAACCUCUUCUCUUGACAGCAUCUGCCCCCUAACCUCCAGACCAGCUCGCACAUCACCCCCUAGCCUUUGGCUCUCAGAAGCUCUGCGUAACAAUCAGGCCAAACUAAAAGCAGCUGAAAGGAAAAGGCAUAGCAUCUCCACUGCUAAAGCAGUAUACUACCAAGAGAAGAUUGGCAGCUCUCCCAACACCCGCACUCUCUUCAAAACCUUUUCUUCUCUUCUCUGUCCCCUUCCUCCCCCUUCCCCUAGUUCUCCCACUGCAGGUCCUACUCGACCUCUCUGCUGCUUUCAACACUGUGAAUCAUCAGAUCCUCCUGUCAACUCUCUCCAGCCUAGGCAUCACUGGAAUGGCUCUGCGCUGGGUGGAAUCCUAUCUCUCCGACAGAUCCGUCAAGCCUGAUGAUCCAACCGUCUCAGCACGCAUCUCUGCUUGCCUGUCUGACAUAAACUGUAUGAGGGAACACCACCUUGAGCUCAACUUGGCAAAAUCUGAGCUUCUCGUCAUCCCAGCCUGCCCCUCAAUCAACCACAACCUCAUGGUACAGCUCAGCUCAACCACACUCAAGCCAACCAGGACAGCCAGGAACCUUGGGAUGACUUUUGAUGACAGCUUGACCAUUACAGACCACAUUUCAACAACUGCACGGUCCUGUAGGUUUAUUCUGUAUAACAUCAAGAAAAUCAGACCCUAUCUCACCAAACAGGCUAAACAGCAACUAGUCCAGGCAACUAAUCUUGUCAUCUCAAAACUGGACUAUUGCAAUGCACUACUCUUGGGCCUCUCAGCCAGCUCCAUCAAACACCUUCAGACAAUUCAGAAUGCAGCAGCACACCUCGUCUUCAACCAGCCCAAAAGAACCAAAUGUCACACCCCUCUUCAUCUCCCUCUGCUGGCUUCCUGUAGCCGCCUGCAUGAAAUUCAAAGCCUUGAUGCUCAUGUACAGGACCUUGUCUGGAACAUCACCCCUACCUCAACACUCUCCUGAAGGCUUACAUUCCCUCACACAAUCUGCGAUCAAUUAAUGACUGAGGCUUAAUAGUGCCUACUCAGCGUGGUUCAAGGUCCCUUUCCAGAACCUUCAAACUAAUUGUCUCCCAGUGGUGGAAUGAACUUCCAUCCUCAAACCGGAUAUCAGAGUCUGUCACUAUCUUCAAAAAACAGCUAAAGACCCACCCCUUCUGUGAGCAUGUAACUAACCCCUAAAAUGCCAACCCCAUAUUAUCUUAAAAAAAACAAACCUUAUUCUGGCACUUACACCUCUACUCUGCACGCUUUGCUUUUCUGGAACUCAAUUGUAAAUCUUGCAUGGUAGCACUUGAUUAUUGUUCUCCACUUGAUUUAUCGCUUGAUAUAUCGCUUUGCUUGUAUUUCCCCAUUUGUAAGUCACUUUGGAUAAAAGUGUCUGCUAAAUGAAUAAAUGUAAAUGUAAAUACAUGUUCCAUUAAUACAAUUAUCCUCUUACAUUGAAAAAUAAUACUAAGCAAUUUCAUUAUCAUCUUGAGAUAAGCAUCAAUAUGAGUAUGUACAGUGUGAGGCAAUAUGUAUUCAGUGUCUAUAUCCACUUAAAAUUUACAUAACUUAUAUCUUUUAACUUUGUACAUACAAAAAUAUAUAUACACAGUAUAUACAGUUGCAGUCAGAAGUUUACAUAUACUCAUCAUGGACAUGAAUGUCAUGGCAAUAUUGGGUUUUCAGUAAUUUCUUUGAACUGUUCUUUUUCUGGGGCAGAAUUAUUGUACUUACAACUUUAAUAAAAAAUGUAAAAAACAAGAAUUUGGUUCACAAGUUUUAAUUUAUUUGAGGUUUUCUGGAAUCAUCACAAGGUCAAAAAUAUACAUACAGAACAUCUGAUAUUUAGCUGAAUGUACCUUAGCAAGUUUCACCCUGAGCAGACUUCAAUUCAAUUAAAUUAAAUUUUAUUUGUAUAGCGCUUUUUACACUGGUCAUUGUCUCAAAGCAGCUUUACAGAAAUAUAUAAACACGGGAUACAGAUUUUAAAUGUAUGAAUUUAUUGGAAGAGUGGUGUCACUGGUUAGAGGGGGCAGUUCAUCCGCUUCAAAUCAUCACAGACAAUAAAAACUUUGAAUACAUCAAGACAGCUAAAAGACUGGACCAACGCCAAGCCCGCUGGUCAUUGUUCUUUACUCGAUUCAACUUCACUGUCACAUACCACUGUGGCAGCAACAAUAGCAAAGCAGAUGCACUUUCAAACAGGCAUGAUCCUCCCCAUACACAACCUCACCCUGUAUGCAUACUUCCACCAUUCAUCAUCAUUGCACCCAUCAGCUGGGACAUCAUGGAAGAAAUACAGAGAACACAACAGGAUGAAC